Molecule: messenger RNA, 1270 nt
Organism: Paramecium tetraurelia
Lineage: Eukaryota; Ciliophora; Oligohymenophorea; Peniculida; Parameciidae
Exons: 4
Biological process (GO): isocitrate metabolic process
Cellular component (GO): mitochondrion
Molecular function (GO): isocitrate dehydrogenase (NADP+) activity; magnesium ion binding; NAD binding
Source: RefSeq, a predicted model, not a curated record
AUGAAGAUUCAAGUUUAAACUCCUGUCGUAGAAUUAGAUGGAGAUGAAAUGACCAGAAUUAUAUGGUAACAAAUCAAGAAGUAUUUGAUCUUUCCAUUUUUAGAUCUCAAGAUUGAUUACUAUGAUCUUGGAAUGGAAAACAGAGACAAGACAGAUGAUAAAGUUACUGUUGAUGCUGCUAAUGCAAUCAAGAAGUAUAAGGUUGGAAUUAAAUGUGCCACCAUUACUCCAGAUGAAGCCAGAGUGAAGGAAUUUAAGUUAAAAUAAAUGUGGAAAUCACCCAAUGGAACAAUCAGAAACAUCCUCAAUGGAACAGUGUUUAGAGAACCUAUUAUUAUCAAGAAUAUCCCUAGAUUGGUACCAGGUUGGAAGGAACCAAUAAUUAUUGGAAGACAUGCAUUUGGAGAUUAAUAUAGAGCCACAGAUUUUUUGAUAAGUGAGCCAGGAAAAUUAGAGAUGGUAUUCACCAACAAACAAGGAUAAGUCACAAAAUAUCCUGUAUUCGAUUUUGAGGGAAAGGGAAUUUCAAUGGGUAUGUACAAUACUGAUGAAUCAAUCAUUGAUUUUGCACAUUCCUGUUUCAAAUAUGCAAUUGAUCGUAAUUAUCCUUUGUACUUAUCAACCAAGAAUACCAUUUUAAAGAAAUACGAUGGCAGAUUUAAAGAUAUCUUUUAAGAAGUCUACGAUAAAUAUUACAAAUAAACAUUUGAAUAAAAGAAAUUGUGGUAUGAACAUAGAUUGAUUGAUGAUAUGGUUGCAUAUAUGAUUAAAAGUGAAGGUGGUUUUGUUUGGGCAUGCAAGAAUUACGAUGGAGAUGUCUAAUCUGAUGUCGUGGCUUAAGGAUAUGGUUCAUUGGGAUUGAUGACUAGUGUUUUAGUUAGUCCAGAUGGAUCAGUUGAAGCAGAAGCUGCACAUGGAACUGUUACCAGACAUUACAGAAUGCAUUAGUAAGGAAAAGAAACAUCCACUAAUUCCAUUGCAAGUAUUUAUGCUUGGACUAGAGGAUUGUUGCAUAGAGCCAAAUUAGAUAAUAAUAAGGAAUUACACAAGUUUUGUACAACUUUGGAAUCAAGUGUCAUUUAAACAGUAGAAAAUGGAAUUAUGACCAAGGAUUUAGCCAUUAUUGUACAUAAUGAUAAUAAUGUUUCGAGAACCAAGUAUGUGAAUACUGAGGAAUUCAUAGUCAAGGUUGGGGAAUAGUUGAAAAAAAAUUUAGGUAUCAAAGCAAAUUUAUGAGAGUAUAUAAAUAUAUAUAAAAUAAUAAUAAAAA